Molecule: messenger RNA, 3406 nt
Organism: Symphalangus syndactylus (siamang)
Lineage: Eukaryota; Metazoa; Chordata; Mammalia; Primates; Hylobatidae
Product: mRNA turnover protein 4 homolog
Biological process (GO): nuclear-transcribed mRNA catabolic process; rRNA processing; ribosomal large subunit assembly
Cellular component (GO): preribosome, large subunit precursor; nucleolus
Molecular function (GO): RNA binding
Source: RefSeq, a predicted model, not a curated record
AAAACCGCCAGAGGGGCUGACACCUGGUCCGGUCCGGGGAGCGGAGACUCUUUUUGCCUAGUUUCAAGGCCGACUGGGCCGGGAAGCAGCUCCUGAAUACCGCCCCCGGCUGUGCCUGGUGCCGUUUCGGCCCAGUUUUCCCAACCUCGGCCCUUUCUCAUCUUCUGCACUCCCGCCACCCUGGCUGCCUUUCCCUUCUUUCAGGACAGGCUUGUUGCCCUGUCUGGCGUUGUGUGUCUGCGGUUGUUUCUGCCUGGCAUGCUUACCUCUUCGUAUGGCUUGCGCCUUCUUAGUUGUCAGUUAAUAGUAUCCCUCUGAGACAGGGUCUCGCUCUUUUGCCCAGGCUGGAGUGCAGUGGCGCGAUCGUAACACUGCAGGCCGGAUGCGGUGGCUCACGCCUGUAAUCCCAGCACUUUGGGAGGCCGAGGCGGGCGAAUCACCUGAGGUCGGGAGUUCCAGACCAGCCUGGCCAAUAUGUCUCCUUAACCAAAACUGCCAAGAAAGGCUUGGAAUUGAAACAAAACCUGAUAGAAGAGCUUCGGAAAUGCGUGGACACCUACAAGUACCUUUUCAUCUUCUCUGUGGCCAACAUGAGGAACAGCAAGCUGAAGGACAUCCGGAACGCCUGGAAGCACAGCCGGAUGUUCUUUGGCAAAAACAAGGUGAUGAUGGUGGCCUUGGGUCGGAGCCCAUCUGAUGAAUACAAAGACAACCUGCACCAGGUCAGCAAAAGGUUGAGGGGUGAAGUGGGUCUCCUGUUCACCAACCGCACAAAGGAGGAGGUGAAUGAGUGGUUCACGAAAUACACAGAAAUGGACUACGCCCGAGCUGGUAACACAGCAGCUUUCCCUGUGAGCCUGGAUCCAGGGUCCCUGGAGCAGUUCCCCCACUCCAUGGAGCCACAGCUCAGGCAGCUGGGCCUGCCCACCGCCCUCAAGAGAGGUGUGGUGACUCUGCUGUCUGACUACGAGGUAUGCAAGGAGGGCGAUGUGCUGACCCCAGAGCAGGCUCGCAUCCUGAAGCUUUUUGGGUAUGAGAUGGCUGAAUUCAAGGUGACUGUCAAAUACAUGUGGGAUUCACAGUCGGGAAGUUUCCAGCAGAUGGGAGACGACUUGCCAGAGAGCGCAUCCGAGUCCGCAGAAGAGUCCGACUCAGAAGACGAUGACUGAAAGGGACUCAGGACUGAAGGUCUCCUGGAAUCUUCUGGGUCUCACUGGACCAUCAGGACUGCUGCCACCCCUCUGGGGAGAGCAGCUUUUUAUUUGUCUGUAGACAGGGAAUGUGAUGGGCACUGACCUCCUGUAAAGAAUAAAACUCUGGGCCGGGCACGGUGGCUCACGCCUGGAAUCCCAGCACUUUGGGAGGCCGAGGCGGGCAGAUCAUAAGGUCAGGAGAUUAAGACCAUCCUGGCUAACACCGGGGAACAGAUGAGGCUUCCCCCACUGAGUUCUGCCCAAAGAGUGGGUUUGCUACCACCCAGCUAAUUUUUGUAUAUUUUGUCAAGAUGGGAUUUCACCACGUUCCCCAGGCUGCUCUUGAACUCCUGGAUUCAAGCAAUCCCCUUGCCUAGGCCUCUCAAAGUUCUGGGAUUUCAGGCAUUAGACACCGCGCCCAGCCUGUUUUGUUUUUUAAAAACAACUGUAUUGAGACAUGAUUCAGACACUAUAUAGUUGACCUACUUAAAGUGAUGAUUUAAUGCUGUUUCAUGUAUUCAGAGUUGUACAACCAUCACAAUCAAUUUCAGAGCAUCUUCAUAAGCACCCCCAACAGAAACCCUGUCCUCAUUAGCAGUGAAUCUCCAUUUCCUUGCAAACCUCCUCCCAGUCCUAGGCAAGCAGUCAUCUACUUUCUAUCUCUCAAAUAGAUUUGCCUAUUUUGUACAUUUCAUAUAAACAAAAUCAUACAAUAUGAAACCUUUUGUAAGUGGCUUAACAUGUCUUCAAGGUGCACUUACAUUGUAGAUGUUUAAGUACUUCUGUUUGUUUGUUUGUUUGGAAACAGGGUUUGUUCUGUCGCCCAGGCUGGAGUGCAGUGGCACAGUCAUAGCUCACUCCAGACUUGAAUACCUAAGCUCAAGCAAUCAGCCCGCCUCAGCUUCCCAAGCAGCUGGGACUACAGGUGUGUGCCCCGGGGCCCCAGUAAUUUUCUUUUUAUGUUUAGUGGAGACAGGGUCUCGCUUUGUUUCCCAGACUGGUCUGGAACUCCUGUCUUCAAUCAAUCCUCCUGCCUUGGCCUCUCAAAGUGCUGAGAUUACAGGUGUGAGCCACUCUUUUUUUUUUUUAAUGGCUGAAUAAUAGUCUGUUGUAUGCAUAUACCACAUCUUGUUUACCCAUUCAUUCAUUCAUUCAUGGACAUUUGGGUUGUUUUUACUUAUUGGCUAUUGUGAGUAAUGAUAAUGUGAAAACUCAAGCCCAAGUUUUUUUGUGGGGAAAUAUGUUUUCAUUUCUCUCGGCUAUAUGCCCACAAGUGGAACUGCUGAAUCCUAUGGUAAUUUUAUGUUUAAUCCUUUGAGAAACUGCCAAACUAUUUUCCCAAGUGGUUGUACCAUUUUACAUCCCCACCAUCAGUGUGUGAAUUUCCUCCCCUGUCUGUUGCUCCCUCUCUCACCAUGUGACACGCUGGCUCCGUUUCCCCUUCUGCCAUGAUUGUCAGCUUCCUGAGGCCCUCACCAAGAGCAGAUGCCGGCACCACACCCCCUUGUACAGACUGCAGAACCAUGAGCCAAAGAAACCUCUUUCUUUAUAAAUGACCCAGUCUCAGGUAUUCUUUUAUAGCAACGCAAACAGACUAACACACAGCACCCUGGGAGGUUUUGUUCUUCAUUUGGUGGUGACUCUACUGUUAGGUUUUUGUCCAAAUACUUCCAUCCCUAAGAAUUUACUGAGGCAGUUCUAAAUUAGACAAAGCAGGAGAGAGCAAAAGAGGUGACAGAAAAGCCUUGGGCAGCCUGAGCCACGAUGAGCCUAGCGGAAGUAGUUGGGACAUUCGUGGGCAAACAAAUGCCAGGCUUGAUUAAAGGCAUCCACGACGGCCGGCUCCAGGGGCCCUUCCUCUGCCGCUGCCAAGUUCUGCUCCAGCUGCUCCAGGCUGGACAUGCCCAGGAUGACCGCGUCCCCAUGGGCACCCUGCAAGGGAGACGGCCAGACUUCAACCCUCUUCUGCUGCACAGCGACUCCACUUACAGCCCUCCCACUCAUGCCCCUGCCGAGAUUUGGGCUCUUUUAUAUCCCGUAUGUCCAGAAAGAACUUAAGGUGCCUUGGAUAGCUGUACCCAUGUGACUCGAAACCUGUUUUCUUUCCCCUACUACCACUCGAUCCUUCCAGACAGACCUACAUUCACAGCCCAGUUCUGCCCCCCAGCAGCUGUGUAAACGUGGCUAAGUUAUUAAACCUCUCUGAAACUGAA